AUCGACAGCGGUUGUCGCUUUCUUCAUAACAGUGGUGCAGUGUGACACUGGGCGGUGGUAGGUAGCAGGCUAUCAAACAAGGAGGCAAGAUGUCGGUACGCAGGAUCACCCAGGAGACGUUUGACGCCGCGGUCAAAGAGAACGUGGAGGAGUUCGAGAUGGAGCCCGACGAGGCCCUGAGGGAUGCUGUGGAGCAGUUUGAUUCUCAGGGCGUGGACCUCAGUUGCAUACUUAAAGCUGUACCCACUGCGUCAUCUGAUGAGAACCCAGAAGAGAAAACACAUGACGUCUUAAAGGCUUUGGAUUCUCUCCGAAUUGGAAAAGACUCUUCUGGAGUGAUGGAAUGGACAUCAGACAUAAAGUGCUUCACUGAACAGUGCUUACUUGGAUUUGCCCAGAGGUACCUAGCUGCCCAAAAAGACGCCUACCCCAUUGUCCUGGGCUACUGCAAAAAGAGUUUAGAGGAGCAAGAGGCUACGCUGGCAGCUCUCUCCGCUCUGGCUGCUCUGACAGAUGGACAGCCAGACCUGUUGGAUGCGGAGGGCAGGACAUUUCUUUUGGACACCCUUAAAAGAUACCAUGCAGAUUCCUCUGUGACACAAGUAGCCAUCUGCGUUGUGCGUCACUGCUGUUUGAAGCAUGAACAGAAUAGGCAGGAUUUGGUAAAAGGCGGACUCCUGCCACUGCUGACCACUGCCAUCACACAACAUAGAGGAUGUGCAGAGGUGUUGAAGGAGGCCUCUGCAGCUCUCAGGGUCAUGACCUUUGAUGAUGAUAUCCGAGUUGCGUUUGGGAAUGCUCAUGAACAUGCCAAGAGCAUUGUUAUUGAGAACAAGGGACUGAAUGUCUUAAUCGAUGCUGCAAAAGCUCACCCUGAUAAUUCUUCUGUUCUGGCUGAGCUCUGUUCAACCUUGUCCCGUCUGGCUGUGAGGAAUGAGUUCUGUCAAGACAUCUGUGACAUGGGAGGAUUGAAAUUCAUGAUGACGCUGCUUGCAGACAGCUACGAGACAGCGGAGUUGGUUCGGCAGGUCAUGAACGCAAUAAAAGCUGUAGCUGGAAACGACGAUGUAAAAGAUGCUGUUGUUAAUGCAGGCGGAGUCCCACUCAUUGUCAUCGCCAUGAACAGACACAUAAGCAAUCCAGCUGUGUGUGAAAGUAGCUGUGCGUGCCUCUCUGUUCUUGCUUUGCGUAAACCAGAAAACUGUCAGGCCAUCAUGGAGAAUGGAGGUGCCCUGGCUGCGGUGGAGGCCAUGAAGGCUCAUACAAAGUUCGUUAAUGUGCAGAAACAGUCUUGUAAUCUGUUGAGAAACAUGGUUUCGCGCAUGCCAAGCUACACACAACCAAUCCUGGAGAUGGGAGCGGAGGCUCUGAUUAUACAGGCAAUACAAAACCAUCAGGACUGUGGUGAUCUGGGUAAAGCAGCCCUCAGAGAUCUGGGAUGCCAGGUGGAGCUGCGAGAGCUGUGGACUGGCAAACAUGGCAGUAUUAAAGACUGAGAGAAGAGGAGAGCAUCAUUGAAAAACCCCACUCUGACAAUUAGAUUACCUGAAAUUGAUUUUUAAGAAGGAAACAUGUCAGAAUGAUGGUAUACAUAUAGUCGUUGUAGAAAAUGCUUGUGUGCAAUGCGAACAACCUAGUUAACAGUUUCACACCCAUUGCUAUUAAGAUAUAUAUAUGUAUAUAUCUUACAUUUUCUAGUCCUUUUUCUGCUUUCGAUUAAAAGGAAAAUACCAUUGUAGUCCUGAUGUACUUGUUUUGUUUGCUGUUAAUAUUUUUUUCGAAUUUAAUAAAUGCAUUAUUAAUUUUCAGAAAGUUGCGUUAGGUGUAAGCAUUACCAAACCAUGGGUAAACAAGUGUUUGCUGCCAUGCAAAUAGUUUAACUGCAUUGUUUUGGGCAGAUUGCAUUCCUAUUUUGACAGAAACUUUGAAGUGUAUUUAAUGUCUUCUAUGCGCACUAUAAAAAAACAUUUCCUUUUUUUUGGUUUUUGUUUGUUUAGGCUUUCUUACUGUGUAAAACUGAAGUCUGUGAUAUUUACACUAAUCAUUGAGGACUUUGUAUUCUGCUUGACUAUGAUAAAACUCAACCUUUACAUUA
This is a messenger RNA of Limanda limanda (common dab), 2095 nucleotides long. It is a transcript of the gene armc6, whose product is annotated as armadillo repeat containing 6. NCBI's taxonomy places the organism in Eukaryota, Metazoa, Chordata, Actinopteri, Pleuronectiformes, Pleuronectidae. Bases 90 to 1496 code for a protein of 468 amino acids. The record is from RefSeq and is a predicted model, not a curated record. Gene Ontology annotation, molecular function: protein binding. The transcript is spliced from 8 exons. Gene Ontology annotation, biological process: hematopoietic progenitor cell differentiation.